Molecule: messenger RNA, 1905 nt
Organism: Microthlaspi erraticum
Lineage: Eukaryota; Viridiplantae; Streptophyta; Magnoliopsida; Brassicales; Brassicaceae
Source: the annotation of a GenBank genome assembly
AUGGCGCUGGCGUCGAUCUCGUCAAUCAGCGCAACACUCUCCUUCCUAAUCUAUCUCUCUCUCCCCUAUUCAAAUGCCGCCAACAAAAACAUCCUCCACCAAUCUCCUCCAGGAGGAUCACGCCGUCCCAUGGUGUUCCCGUUGUUCCUCUCCCAAUCAAACGCCUCUUCUCCGAGAUCCGUCUCAAUUCACCACCGGAAACUCCACAACACCGACUCCAAACCACUCCCUCACUCCCGCAUGAGACUCUACGACGAUCUCCUCCUCAACGGAUAUUACACGACGCGGCUUUGGAUUGGCACGCCGCCGCAGAUGUUCGCUCUCAUAGUAGAUUCCGGGAGCACAGUCACUUACGUCCCUUGCUCCGACUGUGAACAAUGCGGCAAACACCAAGACCCGAAAUUCGAGCCGGAAUUGUCGAGCACGUACCAAGCAGUGAAAUGCAACAUGGACUGCAACUGCGACGACGACAAGGAGCAAUGCGUGUACGAGAGAGAGUACGCAGAGCACAGCAGCAGCAAAGGCGUCCUCGGAGAAGACCUCAUCUCGUUCGGCAACGAGAGCCAGCUCACUCCCCAGCGAGCUGUCUUCGGCUGCGAGACAGUCGAGACCGGUGAUCUCUACAGCCAGCGCGCGGAUGGGAUCAUCGGGUUAGGGCAAGGAGAUCUCAGCCUUGUGGAUCAGUUGGUGGAUAAAGGCUUGAUCAGCAACUCUUUCGGUUUGUGUUACGGAGGGAUGGAUCUUGGUGGUGGCUCGAUGGUUCUUGGUGGUUUUGCUUAUCCGUCGGAGAUGAUAUUCACUGACUCGGACCCUGAUCGGAGUCCAUAUUACAAUAUAGAUUUGACGGGGAUACGUGUCGCCGGGAAGCAGUUGUCGCUGAACUCGAGGGUCUUCGAUGGCGAGCAUGGUGCGGUUUUGGACAGUGGUACGACGUAUGCGUAUCUUCCAGACGCGGCGUUUUCGGCGUUUGAGGAAGCUGUGAUGAGAGAGGCUUCUCCGUUGAAGCAGAUUGAUGGACCUGAUCCGAAUUUUAAAGACACUUGCUUCCAUGUUGCUUCGAGUAAUGAUGUUUCGGGGCUUACGAAGAUAUUUCCAACGGUCGAGAUGGUGUUUAAGAGUGGUCAAUCUUGGCUCUUGUCUCCUGAAAACUACUUGUUCCGACAUUCAAAGGUGCGUGGAGCAUAUUGUCUUGGUGUGUUUCCGAAUGGGAAAGAUCAUACAACUCUCUUAGGAGGCAUUGUGGUACGGAAUACACUUGUUGUGUAUGAUCGUGAGAAUUCUAAGGUUGGAUUUUGGAGAACUAAUUGUUCGGAGUUAUCGGAUAGGCUUCAUAUCGAUGGUGUAACACCACCACCACCGGCCACUUUACCUUCAAAUGCAUCAAAUCCAUCUUCAGGGGAGAUUCAGAUUGGUCAAAUAAUCCUUGAUGUUCAGCUAACAGUCAAUUCGUCGUAUCUGAAACCUCGCAGUGAAGAGCUCUCCAGGUUAUUCUCCGAUGAGCUUGAUGUCAAAUCUUCACAGGUCAAUUUAUCGAAUCUUACUUCCAAAGGAAACAACUCUCUCAUCAGAAUAGUUGUUGUCCCUAGUGAAGAAUCUUCUAGUUUAUUUUCAAAUGUCACAGCAAUGAGUAUAGUUUCUCGGUUUAGCAAUCACGAAAUCAAACUUCCUGACAAUUUCGGAAACUAUGAGCUCGUUAGUUACAAACUCGAGCCUCCAAGAAAACGGACAAGGUGGGAGAUGAAAAACAUUAUUGUCGUGAUUGCAACUGUUAUCAUCAUCGUUGUAGUUGUCGGGUUAUUAGCUUAUGGAGUUUUGUUGAUAUGGAAACGCAAACAAAGUUCAAAUCCAUAUAAACCUGUGGAUGAAGCCAUCAUAGUCGCUGAGCAAGAAAUGCAACCUUUAUAA